AUGGAUGAAACGAACAGUGAUGAUGAAGAAAAAGAAAUGACAGCCCUGCUGUUUACCACACCAGCAGCUAAGUUAACGCAAGCACAGAAAAGGGCAGACAGUUUUGCUAAAGAAAAAGAGGGACGUAACACCUGCAGGGAACUGAUUCAAUGUAUAGCUCUCACUAGAAUUAUCUAUGGAAAUGGGCACUGGCGAUUGGCAAAAGCACUCGCCAAUCUUGCUCACAGCUACAUUACACUUCAAGGUCUUCCUGUUCAGGCUAUACACCAUGCCAACUCAGCAAAGCAUAUCAUCUUCACAGGAGAAGGUAUCCCUCCAGCCUACUCAGAAGGAAGAGGAGAGAUUCUCAGCACUCUUCUGACCAUCUUCUAUACCUUGGGCAUAGCAAAUGUGAUGCAGAAGAAUGGCAAAGAAUCCUACUGCAAUCUGCAGAAGGCUGAAAAGAUUAUGGAAGAACUGCGGAGGCCAGAUUGGAGAGGGACUCCUGAACUUAAAGUAUCUGAGAGAGACCUUACUGCAGCAUUGGGCAGGGCCGGUCUGCAGAAAAACAAGCUAGAUUUGGCAGCCAAGCAUUUUGAGAAGGCAAUUGAUAUUAUAAUUUCAUCUGAAGGAGAGAAGGCUCCAGAACUGAUAAAUCUUUAUCUGGACCUAGCUCAAGCUGAACAAAUGAAGAAAAAUCAUGAGAAAUCCAUAGGAUAUUUAUUACAGGCCCAUUCCAUUUCACUCUCUCUGCAUACGAAAUUCAGUGCUGAAGCCGCAUCAACAGCCUUGUUACUGGGUAAGGCCUAUGCUGCAACUGGAGAAGAAAAGCAUGCUGAGGCUGCUGAAAUGUAUCUCAGUGAAAGUGUCUCGGCCUACAGAAUGGCACUGGGGAUGGACCAUUCCAAGACAAUUAAUGCUCUGGAAGACUUCACUAAAUGGCUUGGACGAGUGGGGAAAAGGAAGCAAGCCUAUGCUUUACUCAAAGAGUCAUUUACAUCUCAGCAAGAUCCCUGCAGUGAUUUUAGCGAACAGGCAGUUGAAAGGUUGUAUAUUAUGGGUUGCAUCUGCCUAGCAGAGGAGAAGACAAAGGAGGCUUAUCAGUUGCUCAGUAAGUGUGUGGAGAUCCAGGUUGCUAUUUAUGGGUCUCGUCAUAGGAAAUGUAAAAAGAUACAAGAGCUCCUGGACAUGCUGAAGACGUAA
Messenger RNA from Elgaria multicarinata webbii, 1182 nucleotides. RefSeq names its product tetratricopeptide repeat domain 23 like (gene TTC23L). The coding region runs from base 1 to 1182 and encodes 393 amino acids. Lineage: Eukaryota; Metazoa; Chordata; Lepidosauria; Squamata; Anguidae. Gene Ontology annotation, molecular function: protein binding. The record is from RefSeq and is a predicted model, not a curated record. The transcript has 9 exons.